CGUAGUUCACAUUUCCGGUGAAUUUUCGAUUUUUUGUUUGAACAAGUUUCUAAGAAAUUAUUUUCAAGAUACUUAUAAUCAUUUAAAGAUGUGCGAGAAUUUGCAAUUGAUAUUUGCAGUUUUCAGAAUGGGGGUUUAUUCUCUGUUCCGAAGAUUGUGUUGUGGUGGGCCUCCCCCAGCGAGGCCAACAUUUAAUGUCCUGUGUUUGGGACUCGGAGGCUCAGGAAAAAGUUCCCUUCUCGCAAAAGUCAGUGGUGAAUCGACAGAUGCAAUAGAACCAACUGUGGGUUUCAGCAUAAAGGCUUUGAUGUUUGACUCAUGUUUUGUUGAUGUCAAGGAACUAGGAGGUGGGGACAAUGUGCGGCCUUACUGGAACAGGUAUUACGGUGGCUCCCAGGGCGUGAUAUUUGUGGUGGACAGCUCUGCUGAUAGUUCCACCAUGGACAAGUGCCUUGCAGCAUUUGACGAGGCUCUCAGUCAUCCGGAGCUGGACGGUCUCCCCCUGCUCGUUCUGGCCAACUUUCAGGACAAACCCAGAGCACGCAGGGAAGACGAGGUCGUAAAUCUACUGAAUCUUGGUAAUUUAACUCGACCUUGGGCGAUCCAAGGCUGUAUGCUCCAAGAUAAGGACAGCAUUGUGAAGGGCUUUGACACUUACAAUAAGAUGCUGUUAGCCCAGGGGAGAAACACCGGGGACUUUGACAAGAUAUAGGAGGGUAGGUUACAACAGUGUGACACAUACGCAGAGGACAUCGUUGUUUAUAGUGCUCAUAUCUCAGAUAUUUAGUGAUUGGAUGUGAUUUUGUAGACAAACAUCCCCGGCUUAUACCAAUAUGAAAAGUGUCAGUGCAGCUAAAUGUUCAAUCUUAAACGUGGAAAUAGUUCGCUAGAACAAGGGUUUGGAGGUUAAAGGAUAGAAAGAAAGGGAAGUAUUAAAAGAUAAAGAGAGUUUUUGAAAUCCUUAGCUAGAUCAUGAAUAUUUAAAAGGUUUAUGUUGUAUAUAGAUUCAUCACAUUCAUUUUAAGGGACAUUUUAUUCUGGUCAACUUAUAAAUUUGACUUCAUUUUUCAUGUUUCCAAGAAUAUGUACAUGUAAGCUGCUUAUAAGGACAGAGGUGUAACGUAACGUUACUUAUUUUAAGAUGGUUGGUAUUAUCCUGGUAUUUGAAUUUCUUAAUGUUUAAAAUCCAUAUAAGAUGUCACUGGAUACUUAAUUGUGGUGCCCAUUGGGUGACUAGAAGGUCAACUAUCCUGUCAAGGUUAUAUGUUCUUCUUUUUAUUUAAAACAUUUGGCAUUAUGCUUAAAGCUAACAAAUAUUAAAGAUAAUAUUUUUUUUCUUAUUGCAGUUCAUAUUCAAAAAUGAGGUGAAGCGGUUGACAUUUUAAUUUAAUAGUAUAAUAGUAAUUUAAUAGUCCCUUAUUAAAAGUUGUGAUUUUGUAAUUAAAAUGUUUUUGUUUUUUAAAAGUUAUUGUUUGAAGUUAUUUGUGAUGAUCAAAAUUGACUAGUAAUAGAUUCCAAGAACAAUACCUGUCUUGGCCAUGUUUUUGUUUCAAUUAUUUUAAUAUUUUAUUUGCACUUCAAAAAAAUGCAAUUCUAUGUUUAUUCGAAGUCUUUUAACAAAAUGAAUUUAAUAUUUCCUUGUGUAGCCUGUCCAUGGCCAACAUUUAUGUAACAUAUCAUCUCUUUUCGAGUAACCUCAUUUCUGUCCUAUCUGUUGAUGCUAUGAUCUGUUCUAUAUUGAUCUGUUCUAUAUUGAUCUGUUCUAUAUUGAUCUGUUCUACCGGUAUAUUGUUUACUGUUUACUGUGAUAGUUUUGUUGUCUCAAGUUGUGGUUUAAGAUAUUGUUAAUUGUGAGUACAGAGUACAGAGAUUGUAUGAGCUAUUUUAAUAUGGCGUAAUCAUAUUUUCAAGGUUUAGACUAUCACGUGACAAACUUUUCCUUUCCUAACAGAUACCUGUUGUUUUAAGAAAAACUGUGUGAGUAUUGUGAUAGCCUUAGUUUCCUUACUGUUGGCAUCUGUGACAUCUUAGUGCAAAAGCUACAUCUCAAAAACAGUUCAAGUUCUUGUAUGAAACUUGGUAUAUUGGUAACUUUAACAUAAUGUUAAAGGUAAUAUACAUAUGUUCAGAAAGGUCAAUAACUCAUGCUUUAAUCAUUAUUGAGUUGUGCCCUUUGUUCGACCAGGAAAAAAGCAACAGGAAAGCUUUUGCAUUCACUCUGCAGUGCUCUUCUAAUCAUACGUCAUAAUAAAAAACUAUUGACCAUGUAUACAGAUAAAAAAUAAUGACAAACAUACAAAAAAAUUAUGAUUUAUAUGGAUUGAUUCCAAAUUUAAAUAAUAGUUUAAUAUGCAGAAAGGUUGGACCACAAGUUAUUAACAUUAUUAGUUACGAUACCUGUAUACACCUCUACAUUUCAGUGGGUUUCACUGAAUUUCCUAUGGAAUGGUACUGUACUGUUUUAAUCGGAACUUAUUCUCUGUUUUUAAGUUGAAUAAAAACAACACACAAACAGAUAAGAAUAUCAAUGAUGAAUCUUGAUUCCUCAGGUUUGCCAUGAACUAUCUAUUGGUAGCUGUUUUUCUUGUUUUGUCAAUGUGCAUGUCAUCUAAACAUACUGACAUAUAAAUCAUUCAUAGACAUGUUUUACAUUUGUGCAUUUUGCAUAAUAGACUGACUGCAAUAUUAAAUAUUGCCCACAUAGUCAUCUGUUCCAGCCAGUUGAUUUUUUUAUUUAUUGUGAUAUAGUUUAAUGUUUUGUUAGUAUUGAUAUUUUUUAUAUUAAACUAAGGUUGUUGUAUGUUUGCAGCCUAAAAUAAAUAAUACAUAAAGA
Mya arenaria is the source of this 2833-nucleotide messenger RNA. Its product is annotated as ADP-ribosylation factor-like protein 15. The transcript has 5 exons. Gene Ontology annotation, molecular function: GTP binding; GTPase activity. The record is from RefSeq and is a predicted model, not a curated record. Bases 89 to 712 code for a protein of 207 amino acids. NCBI's taxonomy places the organism in Eukaryota, Metazoa, Mollusca, Bivalvia, Myida, Myidae.